AUGGAGUUGACUACCAGCAUAAUUGGCAUAGUCCAAGCUCUUGCUAUGGGAGUAAUCAGUCGAGGUAAAACGACCGCAAAGUUUUUGGAUUCGGAUCUCCCCAUUAAUGAAAACAAGUUCAAAAAUUGCAUAAUUGAUUUUAUUCGGAAGCUUCCUCCUGUACUAAUUGCAGAAGACAUCAAACAAUUGGCACUUAGCACUCGAUAUGUUGAUACUUUUUUGUCCGGUUUAUUUGAUGAUCCGGACAAGCGUAUAUACCUAUGUGAUAUCUCUUAA
This is a messenger RNA of Mycotypha africana, 276 nucleotides long. RefSeq lists its product as uncharacterized. NCBI's taxonomy places the organism in Eukaryota, Fungi, Mucoromycota, Mucoromycetes, Mucorales, Mycotyphaceae. The coding region runs from base 1 to 276 and encodes 91 amino acids. The record is from RefSeq and is a predicted model, not a curated record. The transcript has a single exon.